AUGUCAAUCCCACGCACUUUCCUUCCCCUUUUCUUUUCUGGUGCCAUCACCGCAGCAACAGGGAGUUCUUCAGAUGAAGAGGAGGACAACGAGGCUGCGGCUAGGGUUUUUCUUUUGGUGCGAGCCAUGAAUGGUGAAUCAGAAGCAUCGCCUCCCUUUGCUAAAUUGCCCUGGUUUCUUCAUACUGAUAUUUUUGGUAUUGUUAGAGAUUGUUGGAACGUCUCUUUAGAGGACCCUUUGUUGCAUCGUCUUUCUCUGUGCCAUCAACGUCUUAGUAGUUGGGCUCGCUCUUUAUGUAGAGAUUAUAAACCUAAAAUUAAUAAGUUGAAGGCUGAUUUACUUGCAUUACGGGAUUUUGAGGAUGGUACAGUUGCCAAUCAGGAGGUGGAGAUUAAAAUUGCGUUGAAUAAUUUGCUUGCGGAAGAGGAGAUUUAUUGGAAGCAAUGUGCUAAAUCAUUUUGGCUCAAAGAUGGAGACAGUAAUACGAGGAAUGGAAAGCCGCUCAAUCUUGUCCUCCCAUGUGUGAUGGUCACUCUCCACAGGUUGACGUUCCUACUUCGUGGCUUCCUCCCCAUUGGGUACUCUCAAGAGCAAUGUUGAUGCUGGUCUUUCCAUGGGAGACAAUAAAACCAGUUUUGGUGCAGUGGUUAGGGGUCUAGGUGGCUUAUUUCAUGCGGCUUUGUUAGGUUUUCAUAAUGGCUUGUUGUCUCCUUCAAUUGCCGAAGCAGUUGCUUUCCAUGAAACCCUAUCCUUGCUUUUGACAAUGACCUAUGGUCCUGUUAUUGUGGAAACUGAUUGUAAGGAAGUGUUUAAUGCCAUGAGGUCUAGGGAAGAGGAUUUAUCAGAAUUUGGUCAGGUCAUUUCCAAUUGUAAAUUGCUUUUGUCUUAGGGAUUAGGUAUUUCCCUUCAGUGGGUUAAGUGACAAGCUAAUAAAGCUGCUCAUUCUCUUGCGAGGGCGGCUUUAGUCCUUCUGUGUGGUUUGAGAUUCCUAGUUCUAUUUCUGAUAUUUUGUAUUCUGAGGUUUACCGGGUUUUUUCACUUAACACUAUGGGUUCUAGGUUGGGUGUAUCUAGGGAAUCUGAUGACCGGAUUUAGUUUGGAUCUAUUCUGUAA
Molecule: messenger RNA, 1113 nt
Organism: Hevea brasiliensis (rubber tree)
Lineage: Eukaryota; Viridiplantae; Streptophyta; Magnoliopsida; Malpighiales; Euphorbiaceae
Exons: 4
Coding region: 1-600 (199 amino acids)
Source: RefSeq, a predicted model, not a curated record